Molecule: messenger RNA, 3288 nt
Organism: Labeo rohita (rohu)
Lineage: Eukaryota; Metazoa; Chordata; Actinopteri; Cypriniformes; Cyprinidae
Product: alpha-actinin-2
Exons: 20
Coding region: 16-2964 (982 amino acids)
Biological process (GO): actin cytoskeleton organization; muscle cell development
Cellular component (GO): cortical actin cytoskeleton; cell projection; Z disc
Molecular function (GO): actin filament binding; calcium ion binding
Source: RefSeq, a predicted model, not a curated record
GUUUUAUCAUUUUUUAUGGUCUUUCGUGAGAUUAUUUUGUUGUUCAAUUGCUGUCCUGUCAAGCGUUGUUCGGUCACGUGUCAGCCGGUGGGCGGUGACGUCAGCCGCCGGUGCGGUUAUCAGGCGGCGGAUGGCGAGAGCGCGAUCAGACACACAGCAGGAUCACAGAGAGACGCGCUGAUGGAGAUGACGAUGACGAUGGAGAUGCAGUAUAACAACAACAAUAACGGAUACGGUCUGGAAGAAUACAUGAUCCAGGAGGAUGAGUGGGACCGAGACCUGCUGCUCGACCCCGCCUGGGAGAAACAGCAGAGGAAGACGUUCACGGCCUGGUGUAACUCUCACCUGCGGAAAGCAGGAACGCAGAUCGAGAACAUCGAGGAGGAUUUCAGGAACGGCCUGAAGCUGAUGCUGCUCCUGGAGGUCAUCUCAGGUGAAAGACUUCCCAAACCAGACAGAGGAAAGAUGCGCUUUCACAAAAUCGCCAACGUGAACAAAGCUCUGGACUACAUCACCAGUAAAGGAGUCAAGCUGGUGUCCAUCGGCGCCGAGGAGAUUGUUGAUGGGAACGUGAAGAUGACUCUGGGAAUGAUCUGGACCAUCAUCCUCCGCUUCGCCAUCCAGGACAUCUCAGUGGAGGAAACCUCGGCUAAAGAAGGGCUCCUGCUGUGGUGUCAGAGGAAAACCGCCCCGUACAGGAACGUCAACGUACAGAACUUCCACUGCAGCUGGAAGGACGGUCUGGCGUUCUGUGCGCUCAUUCACAGACACAGACCCGACCUGAUCGACUACGCCAAACUCAACAAGGAUGAUCAUCUUGGAAAUCUCAAUCUGGCUUUAGAAAUUGCAGAGAAACACCUGGACAUCCCGAAAAUGCUGGACCCUGAAGACAUCAUUAACACCCCGAAGCCUGACGAGCGGGCCAUCAUGACGUACGUGUCCUGCUUCUAUCACGCGUUUGCUGGGGCAGAACAGGCAGAAACGGCGGCUAACAGGAUCUGUAAAGUGCUUGGAGUGAAUCAGGAAAAUGAGAAACUGAUGGAAGAAUAUGAACGACUGGCCAGUGAGUUGCUGGAGUGGAUCCGUCGCACCACACCGUGGCUGGAGAAGCGAACUCCUGAGAACACGAUGGACGCCAUGAGGCGUAAGCUGGAGGAUUUCAGAGACUAUCGGCGCAUACACAAACCACCCAAAGUCCAGGAGAAAUGCCAGCUGGAGAUCAGCUUCAACACACUGCAGACCAAACUCCACAUCAGCCACAGACCCGCGUUCAUGCCCUCCGAGGGGAAGAUGGUGUCUGACAUCACGGCAGCGUGGCAGGGUCUGGAGCAGGCUGAGAAGGGUUAUGAGGAGUGGCUGCUCAGUGAGAUCAGGCGUCUGGAGCGUGUGGAGCAUUUGGCUGAGAAGUUCAGGCAGAAAGCGGCAACACACGAGAGCUGGGCGCAGGGAAAGGACAAGCUGUUGACUCUGAAGGAUUACGAGAGCGCGUCCCUGACGGAGGUGAGGGCAUUGCUGCGGAAACAUGAGGCAUUUGAGAGUGACCUGGCAGCACAUCAGGACAGAGUGGAGCAAAUCGCCGCCAUAGCACAGGAGCUCAAUGAACUGGACUAUCACGCUGCUGCGGUCAUCAAUGAACGCUGUCAGUCGAUCUGCGAUCUGUGGGAUCAGCUGGGAACUCUGACCCAGAAACGCAGGGAAGCUCUGGAGAGGACGGAGAAGCUCCUGGAGACGAUCGAUCAGCUGUUUCUGGAGUUUGCUAAGAGGUCGGCUCCGUUCAAUAACUGGAUGGAAGGAGCCAUGGAGGAUCUGCAGGACAUGUUCAUGGUUCACUCUGUAGAAGAGGUUCAGAAUCUGAUCUCGGCUCAUGAUCAGUUUAAGGCGACGCUGCCCGAGGCCGACAGCGAGCGUCAGGCCAUUCUCAGCAUCUAUAACGAGGUGCAGAAGAUCACUCAGAGCUACGGGAUCUCCAGCAAACUCACCAACAUCUACUGCGACAUCACACCCGCCAUCAUCAACCAGAAAUGGGAGAAGGUGAAGAAGUUGGUUCCUCAGAGAGACGGCACUCUGCAUGAGGAAUUGUCCCGACAGCAUGCGAACGAGAGAUUCAGACGACAGUUUGCAGCACAAGCCAAUGCCAUCGGACCCUGGAUACAGACACGCAUGGAGGAGAUCGCUCGCAGCUCGGUGGAUCUGGGCGGCACGCUGGAGGAUCAGAUGACCCAGCUGAAGCAGUACGAGCACAACAUCAUCAACUACAAACCCAACAUCGACAGGCUGGAGGGAGACCAUCAGCUCAUCCAGGAGUCGCUCAUCUUCGACAACAAGCACACCAACUACACUAUGGAGCACAUCCGUGUGGGAUGGGAGUUACUGCUCACCACCAUCGCUCGCACCAUCAACGAGAUCGAGACGCAGAUCCUGACCCGCGACGCUAAAGGAAUCAGCCAACAGCAGCUCAACGAUUUCAGAUCCUCCUUCACACACUUCGACCGGAAGAAGAAGGGCGGUAUGGAGACGGAUGAUUUCAGAGCGUGUCUGAUCUCUAUGGGUUAUGAUCUGGUAAAACAACAGCCGCGAACGCAGCGUUUGAGUGCAGAUCUGUUGUGUUUGAACACGUCAGCAGUGUUUUUCUGUCUCUGUCUGCAGGGUGAAGCCGAGUUCGCACGCAUCAUGUCUCUGGUGGAUCCCAACGGAUCCGGUACGGUGACGUUUCAGUCGUUCGUGGACUUCAUGACGCGCGAGACCGGAGACACGGACACGUCGGAGCAGGUCAUCGCCUCCUUCAGGAUACUGGCUGCGGAUAAGCCGUAUAUUCUGGUGGAUGAGCUGCGCCGGGAGCUUCCUCCGGAUCAGGCCGAGUACUGCAUCUCCAGGAUGCCUCCUUAUAAAGGACCCGACGGAGCCCCGGGAGCGCUGGACUACACGGCCUUCUCUACGGCGCUGUACGGCGAGAGCGACCUGUAGAUGACCGGAGCCCAGUAGAAAACUCUGCUGUAGUCUCGUGUGUGUGUGUGUGUGUGUGUGUGUGUGUGUGUGAGCUUCCUCCUGUACUCAAGCUGAUGAUACACGGACAACUUUAGAGCAGCGCCGCCAUCAACACGCAACCGGGUGAGACACAAGUGCCUAGGCAACAUCACUCAGCCAAAAAGUUUUGCGCUCAAAAAGUUGUCCCGUGUGUCGUCACCUUGGCUGACACUGGAAAAAGAUAAUCAAUCAUGUGCGUAAUAAACCACAAAUGAACAUGAAAAUGUGUGUUUCAUCUUAAAAUAAAGACGUUUAGCCAUUGCA